CUGCGAAGGAAGCUCCGGGCAGGCAAGUGUGGAGCCACCCUCGACUUCACCAAGCAGCUGGGCCACUUCUUCGUGGAUCACCCAGAAGAUGCAUUUGGUUCCCUGGGGCAGCUGCUGCACCAGAAUUUCUACCUGGGGAACUCCAAGCUGAGGAGACAGGCCCAAGACAGUACCAUCCAGAUGACAGCCCUGAAAAAAAAAGACCGUUGGGAGGCCAGGCGUGCCUGCCCCCGCCUGCAUCUCAUCCCCCGCCUCCGCUGGUUCACCCACCUCUGCCGUGACUGGCUCUCCGAGGUGCCACUGGGGCUGCUGGCAGACUGCGUGCAUGAGGAGCUGCUGCUGCAGUGGGCCAGCCUGCUCUUUGAUGACAGCCCUACAGGGGGGGCGCUGGCCUGGCUGCCCCCAGAAAACAUGGGGACACAUGUGGGCCGCCUGGUGUUCCCUGGAGGGCAGGGCCUGAACCACCUCUAUUUCCAGGAUGUGGUGCUGGAGGAGGUGCCCCGUGCCCGAGGUUCCCCAGCACAGUUUGAGCUCAACGGACGCAUCCGGCAAGUGGCUGCUGCCCAGGUGGAUGGGGAAGAUUUUAUUGGUGUGCGCUCAGACUAUCACUGUGGUCUUUGGAAGGUGCCAGGCAGGACAGGGGCAGCCCCCAGCCCGCUGCAAGUUAUCCGCACCAGUGUUCCUGUCUCUUGCCUCACUGUCAGCCCUCACCUCCCCGGGGAGCUGGCUGUCUGCACCCAAAGCGGAGCUGUCUACCUCUGGAGCGUCGAGACAGGGCUGCAGCGGCUCCGCCAUGACCCCGAGACCAUGUUUUUCCGGGACCAUUCACCCUGGCGCUGGAGUGACUUCACCGCCCACCCACGGUUGCUGAGCUGUGCCGAUCGCACUGGUAUGCAGUGCCUGGACACCCGGGCCCCCGAGAGAUGCCACUUUGACUUGUUCAAGGUGGGCGAGGAAGCCAGCUGCCAGCAGGGCGAGCGGGUGAUGCUGCCCAUGUACCUGGGCAGGGCUCACCCCUCUCAGCACCUCAUCACAACCCAGUUCUCUGUAUAUGUGCUGGAUGAGCGGUUGCCGAUGGUGCCUGUGCUGAAGUGGGCGCAUAUGAUGAAGGCGCCCCCGCUCUUUGCUCAUCUGACGCCAGGGG
Molecule: messenger RNA, 1144 nt
Organism: Apaloderma vittatum (bar-tailed trogon)
Lineage: Eukaryota; Metazoa; Chordata; Aves; Trogoniformes; Trogonidae
Gene: TAF1C
Product: TATA box binding protein (TBP)-associated factor, RNA polymerase I, C, 110kDa
Exons: 10
Biological process (GO): transcription by RNA polymerase I
Cellular component (GO): fibrillar center
Molecular function (GO): RNA polymerase I core promoter sequence-specific DNA binding; protein binding
Source: RefSeq, a predicted model, not a curated record